ACUCCAACAAAGACUUAUGGGAUGGGAAAAGGACGGGCAGCUGAUCUGAAAUACAUUGAAGCAUGUGCUAGGAGGAUUGUACAAAACUCCAAUGGCUAUAAAAUUGUCACUGAGAAGAGCACGGUUCCGGUGCGUGCUGCAGAGAGCAUUCGUCGAAUAUUUGAUGCCAAUACUAAGCCGGACUUGAAUCUGCAGGUGCUAUCUAAUCCAGAGUUCCUUGCGGAGGGGACAGCAAUCAAGGACCUGAAGAACCCAGACAGGGUGCUCAUUGGUGGAGAUGACUCUCCAGAGGGUCAGAAAGCAGUCCGUGCUCUCUGUGCUGUCUAUGAGCACUGGGUACCCAAAGAAAAAAUCCUCACGACCAAUACCUGGUCAUCAGAGCUUUCUAAACUGGCAGCUAACGCUUUUCUUGCCCAACGAAUCAGCAGUAUUAACUCAAUCAGUGCUCUGUGUGAAGCUACAGGAGCAGAUGUUGAAGAAGUGGCAAGAGCUAUUGGAACAGACCAAAGAAUUGGAAAUAAGUUUCUCAAAGCCAGCGUUGGGUUUGGAGGUAGCUGUUUUCAGAAGGAUGUUCUAAAUUUAGUGUAUCUCUGCGAGGCAUUGAACUUACCUGAGGUAGCCCGUUACUGGCAACAGGUAUGAG
Tinamus guttatus (white-throated tinamou) is the source of this 643-nucleotide messenger RNA. NCBI's taxonomy places the organism in Eukaryota, Metazoa, Chordata, Aves, Tinamiformes, Tinamidae. The record is from RefSeq and is a predicted model, not a curated record.